Messenger RNA from Durio zibethinus, 1754 nucleotides. Lineage: Eukaryota; Viridiplantae; Streptophyta; Magnoliopsida; Malvales; Malvaceae. The record is from RefSeq and is a predicted model, not a curated record.
UAAGCACUUCCACAACAUUCUCAUAAUUUGUUCAACAGUCAUCAUGACAGACCGCUUUCAAUGCCCCAACAAAGCCUUUGGUGCCAAUCUCAUAAAUGUCAAGAAAAGCUUCCAAACUACAUUCAGGCCUCAUCCAUUCUUCUUCCACAACCAUGAUCUUUUUCUUCCUUUUUUUCCUUUUCUCUUUCCAUCUAAACACUGCAUCUUCGACUCAUUGUAGCACCACCACCGCCACCAAAACCUUUCAAAAAUGCAUGACACUUCCUACCCAACAAGCCUCAAUUGCUUGGACAUUCCAUCCCCACAAUGCCACAUUAGACCUUUGCUUCUUUGGCGCUUUCAUUUCACCUUCCGGAUGGGUGGGAUGGGGAAUUAAUCCUGCAUCCCCGGAAAUGACCGGUACACGGGCCCUUGUCGCCUUUCCGGACCCUAAUUCCGGUCAACUAGUACUACUUCCUUACAUUUUAGACCCAACUGUUAAGCUCCAAAAAUCCCCACUCCUGUCUCGCCCUCUUGAUAUCCACUUGAUUUCUUCAUCAGCUACCUUAUAUGGUGGCAAAAUGGCUACUAUACACAAUGGUGCCACGGUUCAAAUUUAUGCCACGGUAAAACUUGAACCAAACAAGACCAAAAUUCACCAUGUUUGGAACAGAGGACUCUAUGUCCAAGGCUACUCCCCAACCAUCCAUCCGACAACUUCUAAUGACCUUUCCUCCAUUGCUACGUUUGAUGUCUUGUCUGGCUCAGCAGCUACACAGCACAACAACAUUAAUAUACUCAAACUUGUUCAUGGAAUCAUUAACGCCAUGUCCUGGGGCUUAUUACUACCAAUGGGAGCUGUCACAGCACGCUACUUGCGCCACAUACAAGCGCUAGGACCUACUUGGUUUUAUGUUCAUUCAGGAAUCCAGUUGUCAGCAUUUUGCCUUGGAACUGUGGGAUUUGCAAUUGGGAUCAGGCUGGGUGAUAUGUCACCAGGAGUGACGUAUGGACUCCAUAGGAAGCUUGGGUUUGCAGCAUUUUGCUUGGGGGCACUACAAACACUUGCUCUGCUGUUUAGGCCUAAGACUACACAUAAAUUCAGGAAGUACUGGAAAUCCUACCACCAUUUUGUAGGGUAUGCUUGUGUGGUAAUUGGGGUGGUGAAUGUUUUCCAAGGCUUUGAAGUUAUGGGAGAAAGCAGAUCGUAUUCUAAGCUGGGGUAUUGUUUGUGCCUGUCGACAUUGAUAGGCAUAUGCAUAGCUUUGGAAGUGAAUUCUUGGGUGAUAUUCUGCAGAAAAUCUAAAGAAGAGAAGAUGAGGAGAGAAGGACUGAUUUCAGGAUCAGAUAAAGGUAGUGGAAUCCACAGUGGAAUGCACAGUGGAAUCCUUAGUUAAGUAAAGUACACGAAAAUGAAAAUGACGGAUUAAAAUGGUUCUCUAAACAUCCCAUUUGGGUAAAGGCCAACAAAGAAAUUCCCAUUUGGGGUUAAUUUUUUUAUGUCAACUUUCAAGUCCAAUGUUCUAAGGAAUUUCUGGAUGCAUCUUUGAAACUACAGGUUUUUAUUUCUUGUGUUUGCAGCCAAAUUCACAUGAUAAAAUAUGUUGCUAUGUUCAUAGCAACAAUUUUUGUUUUAUGCUCUAUGUAAAGUAGAAGCCAAUUUUGCAGAUCAAUGAGAAUUUCUGUUUCUUCAGCAAUCUGUAUUAUUUUAUUUGAAUAAAAAACAAUCCUAAGAAAGAAAGCCUGUAAACAUUGGGUUUAGAAUUCUGAGACCA